AUGGUCUACUGUGGGAAAGCCUCUCAGGGCUGCCAGAACUGUCGCGUGCGACGUAUCAAGUGUGACAAAAUCAAACCGGAGUGCUCACAAUGUAUUCGAGUUGGGAAAAAGUGCCCUGGAUAUCGCGACCAGCUGUCCCUCAUGUUUCGUGACGAGAGCAGCAAGGUGAUACAAAAAGCACAUGCGCAAUGGGGUGUCGGCGAAUCCUCUGAGGGUCUAUCAACACAGACGUCCUCCAGCUCUUUGGCUUCGUCUUACUCGUCUAACGCCUCUACUCAAGCCUCAUCCGUUUCUGCAUCUUCCUCUUUAACAUCUCUACACAGCUACCCUGGUCCCGCCUCGAUAACAUCCUCUUACAAAUCCUUCAAAGAUGGCUGGCCAACAUCUCCUGCUUCAACUGCGAGCCAGCAAACACCAUCACCGACCCCUCAAUCCCCUGCUUCAUCUUUAUAUCAUACGUCCUCAAAUGCUUCAACAGUACAGCCUAUUGUUAUACAACCACCACGGCUUUCGCCGCCAAUCGAUCCAAGUCUCGAGGAGCAGGGCGUUCAGUUCUAUGUCAACCGUUACCUAAUAGGCCACCCAGAUGAGCCCAGGUCCCCCGGCGAUUUGUCACACACGGAAUGGCUAUGGAACCCUGCUGUUCAAGACGUAAUGGCCGCGGUUGGCCUCGCUAGCCUUUCCAACCUCAAAGACGAUCCCAGCAUGAUGACGAUAGCCCGUCAACGAUAUGGGCUGGCCUUGCGUCAGACUGGUCGCCUCGUACAGACCUCGAGCAUGCCGGAUUUUGAGGUCACGAUGCGCUCCGUCGUCAUGCUUGCCAUGUUCGAGCUUGUCAAAGGAGCUUACCAAGGACUAGGGCACGUUCAUGCGCACGUUAUGGGCGGGCUAGCUUUAUUGCGACGAUGGCUACCUAUGCCAGCGGCAGCCUUUCUCGGCGUUCGUGCCAUGGUACAGAUGUCCUAUUCUCUCUUUAUACCUGCUCACAUGUCUGCAACACCUCUACCAGACCCCUUAUUCGAAUGGAUUUCGUUUGCAAGAACCCUCCUUGACCCAGCCGAUCACCCUGCUACCGAUCUCGGCCCAUUAAUUGGCCGAUUCAUUCAGGUCUCAACAUAUAUCAAGACUCAUGCUCUGGUUGACGGCCGCUCUAUCACAGUGUCCACCCUGAAGCAAUUAUUAGAUAUCGACGAGUCGUUCCUUGGCUGGGAACGGAAUCUUGGACUUACAUGGCGCUUUCGCGAAGAGAAAGCGGAACACCUACCACCAGCUGCAAUAUUCGAUGGCGCAUGUCAUGUCUAUUUCGACAUGUUCGUUGCGCGGAUGUAUGGACACUACCGAUGGGCGCGGACUCUCUUGAAUCAGACUAUCAUCGAAUUCAUUAAAGCGUACCCCAAAUCUAGCGCGCCCUUGAUCUCGCUGGCCGAAUAUGGACAUCGAUACGAGAUCGUUAGAAAACUCGCUCGCGACACUCUCGUGAGCACCCCAACACAUUGGCGACACCCGCUCCUCGCCGAAAAGGCUGCUGUACCAGUAGAGAGACCAGGAGGGGCGGGCUCUGGCUCUGCUGGGCUUCCCGUUGUUCUGUUUCACCUCCAAGUCGCUGCCUGUGCUCCUGGUGUCCCAGAAGCAUACUGGCACUGGGUUGUGGCAGUGAUGGAGUGCAUCUGGAGCGAUAUGGGCAUUCUUCAUGCUAAGUGCAUGAUGGACACCAUGAAGGCAUAUCGUGACUCGUUGAAGAUAAAGAAGGAAGUGAUCGAAAGCAGAGUGUGGUGAUGAUAACUCGCCCAGGCAUCGAUAUGGUUAUGAACAAAAUCGUGAGAUGCCUGGGACAGUAUGAAUGCAUCUUGUUCGGUGUUUACUGGCUUUGUGGGCUGCAUUGGCAUUGAGCUUCUUCUUUUGGGUGCUUGGGGUAGAAAAACUGACAUCGAGCGUGGUUCUUCACCUGGAGUUGGUUGGUUUGAGUAUUGCAUCUGGACUUUUAGGUUCACGGAAGGUUAUGGUUAACGAAUAUUGGGUGCAUGGCCACUUAUGCUUGCGGUAGACAUGAUAACUUCUUAGCCUCGGUGUUGCUACUCGCACCUAAGGCCUUUGUAUUAUACAACUUACGUUCAUAAAUUCUUUGCCUAUAAUAUGACCAGCGCUAGGUGGAAGUGCCCAUGGCUCAGUCAUCUUAUACUAUUUACAUUUAUUAGCACACUUAGUAGCCCAUUAGAAGGACGAG
Messenger RNA from Fusarium redolens, 2224 nucleotides. RefSeq lists its product as uncharacterized. Lineage: Eukaryota; Fungi; Ascomycota; Sordariomycetes; Hypocreales; Nectriaceae. The transcript is spliced from 4 exons. Gene Ontology annotation, biological process: regulation of DNA-templated transcription. The record is from RefSeq and is a predicted model, not a curated record. Gene Ontology annotation, molecular function: DNA-binding transcription factor activity, RNA polymerase II-specific; zinc ion binding. The coding region runs from base 1 to 1776 and encodes 591 amino acids.